Messenger RNA from Chionomys nivalis (European snow vole), 3375 nucleotides. Its product is annotated as zinc finger protein 709-like. Gene Ontology annotation, molecular function: DNA-binding transcription repressor activity, RNA polymerase II-specific; RNA polymerase II cis-regulatory region sequence-specific DNA binding. The record is from RefSeq and is a predicted model, not a curated record. The coding region runs from base 119 to 1783 and encodes 554 amino acids. The transcript has 3 exons. NCBI's taxonomy places the organism in Eukaryota, Metazoa, Chordata, Mammalia, Rodentia, Cricetidae. Gene Ontology annotation, biological process: negative regulation of transcription by RNA polymerase II.
CGGCCCUCGCUGCGCCGUCCGGUCCCGCUGAGGGCGUCCCGAGUUACUGGACCUCAGCGGCUCCACGAGCGCUGCUGCCGGGAGCCGCGUGAGGCCGCAGGAGGCCCGGAGCGCAGCCAUGGGGUCUGUAUCCUUCGAGGAUGUGGCUGUGAACUUCACCUCAGAGGAGUGGGCUUUACUGAAUUCUUCCCAAAAGAAGCUGCACAGAGAUGUGAUGCAGGAAACCUUCAGGAACCUGGCUGCCAUAGCAAGAAAGCAGGAAGAUCAGACCCUUGAAGACGAUUAUGAAAAUUUAAGGAAAAUUCUUCCCAUUGAAGUUCAGACUGGAUACAAACUAUGUGAGAAUCAAGAAUAUGCCGAGAAAACAGGCACUUAUAAGGACUGUGGGAAAGUCUGUAGUUCUCCCCAGUGCUUUCUGGAACAUCUGAAGACUCACACAGAGGAGGAAAGUUAUGAAUGUAAGCAAACUGAGGAUGGUUUUAGUGAACACCGUGAUGUUCAUGGCCCUGAAGGAAUGCAUGCUAAAGAAAAAUUCUGUGUUUUAAAGCAGAGUGGGAAAGAUGUUUUGACUCUUGCUGGUAUCCAACAGCAUGUAACACAUAAUGGACACGGGCCAUAUAUAUGUAAAGUAUGUGGUAAAGCCUUUCACUCUUCUGGUUCUUUCUUGACACACGAAAGAACACACACUGGAGACCAGUUUUAUACAUGUAAGCAGUGUGGUAAGACCUUCACUUAUUCCAGUGGCCUUCGCCGCCAUGAAAGGACCCAUAGUGGAGAGAAACCCUAUAAAUGCAAGCAAUUUCUGAAAGUCUUUCCUUCUUUGAGUAAGGUUGAGAGUCAUGAACAGACUCAUAAUGGAGUAGAAUACAUAUGUAAUCAAUGUGGGGUAGCCUUCAGUGAUCACAGUUCCCUUCAAUGCCAUGAAAAGAUUCACAAUUUGGAGAAACCCUAUGUAUACAAGCAAUGUGGAAAGGCAUUCACUUGUUCUAGUGCCUUGCGAAGACAUGAACGAAUUCACACUGGAGUGAAACCCUAUGAAUGUAAGGUAUGUGGGAAAGCUUUCAUUGAUUGCAGUUCUCUUCAGUGCCAUGAAAGGAUUCAUAGUGGAGAGAAACCUUAUGUGUGUAAGCUGUGUGGAAAAGCGUUCAGUCGCCAAGGUUCUCUUAAAUGCCAUGAAAGGAUUCAUAGUGGAGAGAAGCCCUAUGUAUGCAAGCAAUGUGGGAAAAACUUCAUGCAUCACAAUGCUCUUAGAUACCAUGAACAGAUUCACAGUGGAGAGAAAUCCUAUGGGUGCAAGCAAUGUGGGAAAGCCUUUGUGUUGAGCAGCGCAUUGAAAAAACAUGAACGAAUUCACAGCGGAUUGAAACCUUGUUUGUGCAGGGUGUGUGGAAAAGCCUUCACGUUUCAUAGUUCCCUUCAUUGCCAUGAAAGGACUCACACCGGAGAGAAACCCUAUGUGUGUAAACAGUGUGGGAAAGCCUUUAUGUAUCACAGUUCUCUCCGCUGCCAUGAAAAUAUUCACAGUGCAGAGAAACCCUAUGUGUGUAAGCUGUGUGGGACAGCCUUCACUUUUCACAGUUCUCUUCAACGCCAUGAAAGAAUCCACAGGGGAGAGAAACCAUAUGUAUGUAAGUUCUGUGGGAAAGCCUUCACUGAUCACAGUUCCCUUCGAUGCCAUGAAAGAAUUCACACUGGAGAGAAACCCUAUGUAUGUAAACAAUGUGGAAAGUCCUACAGUACUCAUGGUUCUCUUCGAUACCAUGAAAGGAUGCACUGCGUGUAAACCACAUUGGAAGACGUUCUCCUCUUUGAAUAAGUUUUAAUCUCAUUAACUAAAAAACAAAAUAUAUGAUUGUAAGCAAUGUGAAUAAGCCUUAACAUAUCUGGUUCCCUUCAAAAAACACGAGUGGAGACACAUUGGAGCGUUUCUCUAAAUAUAGAAUAAAGGGGAACUCCUUUAUUGCCAGCUUUUUCUAGCAAGCAUGAUGGCUUAACGAAUUUAACCUGUAUUAAUGUAAAGCAUGUGGGAUUAUCUCCACUUACCUCUGUUCAGUUCUCAAAAAAAAACCACUAAGGGGAUGGGGAGAUGGCUCAGUCUAUAUAGUUCCAGCCACAGAAGUGUGGGUCCUGAGUGUAAAUCCUCACUACCCAUAUAAAAGCCAGACAAGGUGGCACAUGCCUAUAAUCCCAGUGCAAGGGAGGCAGAGACAAAAUAUCCCUGAGCUUACUGGUUAGCUAGCCUCAAAUCUGUUCAGCUUCAGUGAGAGUUCUUUCAAAAAGUAAAGUGGAGAAUGAUUAAGGAAGACUUCCAACAUUGACAUCAACCUCUAUUCUCUACUUGCAAGUAUAAUGUGAGCCACACACAUGAACACUCAUCCUCACAUGAGUGCACACCACACACACAAAGAACACAUUGAUCCGAAGAAAUCUGUAAGUCUUCACUUGGCCAGCACAUACACAAUCAAAACCUUGUAAGUAGAAUCGUCAUUUGUAGCAUGUGUCAAAGGCUGAUGUGGAAGGAUUCUAUUAACAGAACUAAUGUUAAGAGCCUAGCAUAAAAUAAUGGAUGGACUGCUUUAGAAACUGCACACUUCAAAGGAAAUGUUUUAAUGUUUAUAAAUGUUUGUCAAUGGCACAUUCUUAGGUAGAUCUAAAUUAUGUGCUUCUAAUUUUAUUGAAAGUAAAUGUUUAAGUGAAGUUAUUGCUAAGAUUUACUCAGUUGCAUGUACUUAAUCUGUAGUUUCAGUAUUGGUAAUUCACUUAAUAACUUUUUCUCCUUUUAAUUUAAAAUGUUGAAAUGUCUUUUUAAUAUGUGAGCAGUUUUAAUUUUUUGUAGUUUUAAAAUAAUUUUGUCUAAUGAACAUGUAAAAAAAUUUUAAUUUAGGCUGGGAAAAUGGCUCAGUGGAUGAGCAUCAGGACCUAGGUCAGAUCCCCGGUACUCAUGAGACAAGCCAGAUAUGGCCAAACAUACCUGUAUCCCUAGCACUGAAAGUAGGGAGUAAUGCAGGAAGGACUUGCUAACCAACCAGUCUAGGUGAGAAACGGGCUCCAAGAUUAGUGCAAGACCAUGUGUCAAGCAAUAGGCAGAGAAUGGUAGGAGAGAAUCGUUGGUGUCCUCUGGCUUCCAUACGUACUAGUUUGGAGCUCACAAAUAUGAAAGUUAUUCUUGGGAUUUUCCUACGAGGCUUUUGUCAUAGGUCAUGUACAUAAAUUCAGAACAAAUGACUUUAAAGUGGAUUUAGCUAUUUUUCACUUUUAAUAUUUUCUCCAAAUAAGAUUUCUGUACAUAUUUUAUAUUUUGACUGCUUUCAACAGUGUAUACAUUGAUAUGUAUUAUCUUUUUCAUAUAUGGACAGUAUAUCUGCAAAAUAAUCA